Molecule: messenger RNA, 2647 nt
Organism: Helianthus annuus (common sunflower)
Lineage: Eukaryota; Viridiplantae; Streptophyta; Magnoliopsida; Asterales; Asteraceae
Product: ABC transporter G family member 21
Exons: 5
Coding region: 228-2210 (660 amino acids)
Cellular component (GO): membrane
Molecular function (GO): ABC-type transporter activity; ATP hydrolysis activity; ATP binding
Source: RefSeq, a predicted model, not a curated record
CACCUUUUGCCGUACCCUUCCUUUGUCUUUAAAACUUCUCUCUCUCAUUUUUCUACACGUGAACCUAGCUUUACUUUCUUUAUACUAUUGAUCACACUUAUCCUUCUUUGUAUAUUUAUUUGUAAACAAAUGGGUUCUUAAAUUUAAACCCCAUAUCAUAUAUAUAUAUAAUUGCCACUAUAUAUUACAAACAAUCCAACAACACUUGGAUCUUGGCUACCACAAGUAUGGAGGACACCACAAUUCAUGCUAAAUCACCUGGUUCAGCUUUGAACAGUACUAGCCGCUAUGCUGAAACACGAUCUCCAAAUCAAGAGCAAUCGUUGCCAUCGCUAUUAUCUUUUGUUCAUGAUCAAUCUUCACGUCCAAUAACACUCAGGUUUGAAGAUUUGGCUUAUGCUAUCAAGUCACAAUCUGGAGAAGACCACAAUCAUAGUUCGCAAAAUUCAAAUUCAAAUUCAACUCGAACUCUUCUUAAUGGAGUCAGUGGAGUAGUCCGGCCCGGAGAGAUGCUAGCCAUGCUUGGCCCAUCAGGCAGCGGAAAAACCACCUUAAUAACCGCUCUGGCGGGUAGACUACCCGGAAAGAUUUUAGGGAGCAUAACCUACAGCGGGCAGCCGUUUACUAACUUAAUAAAAAGGAAAACUGGUUUUGUAGCCCAAGACGAUGUGUUAUAUCCACACCUAACUGUUAUCGAAACCUUGUCCUACGCGGCCCUUUUGAGGCUGCCAAAAAACCUAACCCGAGAAGAGAAAAUACAACAAGCAGAAAUCAUCAUAACCGAACUUGGAUUAACUACGUGCCGUGAUAGCAUAGUAGGUGGGCCACUUAUUCGGGGUGUUUCAGGUGGGGAGCGAAAAAGGGUUAGUAUUGGGCAAGAAAUGCUAGUUAACCCGAGUUUGUUGCUUUUGGAUGAGCCUACUUCGGGGUUGGACUCGACUACAGCUCUACGAAUUAUCGCAACAUUGAAAGGGCUGGCUCGAGGGGGGAGGAGUGUGGUCACCACAAUCCAUCAGCCAUCCAGUAGGUUAUACUGGAUGUUUGAUAAGGUGGUGGUGUUAUCGGAUGGGUGCCCGAUUUACAGUGGGCAAACGGGUCAGGUGAUGGAGUAUUUCAGUUCAAUUGGGCAUGUACCCAGGUUUAACUUUGUGAAUCCUGCUGAUUUUCUUCUUGAUCUUGCAAAUGAUGUGUCUCCUACUAGAAACCAAGAUGAACAUCCACAAGAUAAUCAAGGAAGGUUGGACAACAUCGAAGAUCGCAACUCAAUCAAACAAUUUCUAAUAUCAUCUUACAAGACGAACCUUCAACAACUCGUUAAAGACGAUAUUCAUCAACAUUUCUACGAUACGAAUCCAAUGAUUCAAGAGACAUCACACUCGAGAAGUUGUGACAAGCAAUGGACCACAUCUUGGUGGAUGCAAUUUAAAGUAUUGCUAAAGAGGGGCCUUAGAGAGAGGAUACACGAAUCGUACUCGAGAUUAAGAAUCUUCCAGGUGAUGUCUGUUUCAAUCCUGUCGGGUCUUCUGUGGUGGCACUCAGAUUUGUCACAAUUGCAAGAUCAGGUGGGGCUUCUCUUCUUCUUUUCAAUAUUUUGGGGAUUUUACCCUCUAUCCAAUGCCGUUUUCACCUUCCCUCAAGAACGACCGAUGCUAACAAGAGAACAAUCAUCAGGAAUGUAUCGACUCUCCUCAUAUUACUUCGCUCGAAUGGCUGGAGAUUUACCAAUGGAACUAGUCCUUCCAACCAUAUUUGUGACCGUUACGUAUUGGAUGGGUGGCCUCAAACAUUCAUUUGUCACAUACAUUCUAACCACUGUAAUCAUCCUUUUCAAUGUACUCGUUUCACAAGGACUUGGACUAGCCCUAGGUGCCAUACUAGAUCUAAAACAAGCAACCACCUUAUCGUCGGUGAUAAUGCUAGUUUUCUUGCUCGCGGGUGGCUACUAUGUUAGACAGAUUCCACCAUUCAUCUCAUGGUUGAAGUACAUCUCGUUUAGUCAUUAUUGUUACAAGCUUUUAGUGGAAGUGCAGUACACAGAACAUGAAGUUUAUGAGUGUGGGAUCGGUGUUCAUUGUAGGGUUUUUGAUUAUCCUGGAAUCAAGCACUUAGGCAUGGGUAAUUUGUGGUGGGAUGUGGCUGCUUUGGGUGUCAUGUUAACUGGGUACAGGAUUAUUGCUUAUGUAGCACUGAGGAUGAUAAAACUUCAUUAGUUUCCUAUAGUGUUGAAAUAGAGUAAAUUGCUAAAAUCGUCCAUAAGUCAGUUUCAUCCAAAACACUUUUUUGUACCAUAUUGUCCAACACUUUUGUGAUGUUUUGCCAUUUUCAUCCAAACGUCUAACUUUUUUUGCCAAAAUCGUCCUUGUGAUUUGGGAUUUUUUACAAUUUUCAUCCAUAUAUUAGAAAAUAUAAAUCAAAUUAGACAUUUAGAUGAAAAUGGCAAAAAAAACUCAAAAGUGAAGAACAAUAUUGUACAAAAAAAUUGUUUUAGAUGAAACUGACAAACACGUCCAAACCUCAGAGACGAUUUUGGCAAUUUACUCGUUGAAAUAUAUUUACUUGGAUUAUGAUGCAUAGUUACAAUAUGUCAUCUCUAAUUGUAUCUGAACGUUUUCUAUGUUUAGUGGCCUAUAUAUUCUCAUUUAAGUAA